Messenger RNA from Protobothrops mucrosquamatus (brown spotted pit viper), 3137 nucleotides. It is a transcript of the gene MARCHF7, whose product is annotated as membrane associated ring-CH-type finger 7. Gene Ontology annotation, biological process: protein autoubiquitination. The coding region runs from base 281 to 2545 and encodes 754 amino acids. Gene Ontology annotation, molecular function: ubiquitin conjugating enzyme binding; zinc ion binding; ubiquitin binding. The record is from RefSeq and is a predicted model, not a curated record. Lineage: Eukaryota; Metazoa; Chordata; Lepidosauria; Squamata; Viperidae. Gene Ontology annotation, cellular component: nucleus. The transcript is spliced from 10 exons.
CUUCAUGUAGAUGUGUUUUGAAUGAUAUGUGCUAUUGCAUCAUCAUCUACAUCCUCACAUUUAAUAAAGUACCAAUUUAUAAAAUUUAUCUUUUUGAUGCUUAUAUCUCAUUUGUAGUAUUUAAAAUAUUGAUCAGAGGUUUAGUAUAAAAAUACAGGGGCAAAAUUAACCACUGAUUAGUAUCUGAAUUAUAAAUCUGUAGCUUUUCUUCCUAUAUUUUGCACAGUUCAUUAUCUAACUAGAAAAGUUGAAUAUUUAUUUUUUAUAUAGUGCACACAAAAUGGAAUCAAAGCCAUCAAGAAUUCCACGGAGGCUAUCUGUUCAGCCAUCUGGUUCUCGAAGUGCUAGGAUAGGAGCUGGAAGUGGUGGAACAACUUUAACUGAUUCAUACUGUACGAGAGAGUCUUCAAUAAGACUGGAUUCUGGACGCCAGGAAUCUGGUAGGUUGCAUAGUUCCAGUAGAGACUGGUCAGUUGAAGAACGAGAAGCUUAUGAAAGUUCAUGGAAGCUUCCAGCUUCUUCUCCAACUCACUACUCAGGAACACUUGAUCGCCCAUGGUCCGGAAGAAUUUUGGGAAGCAGAAAUAGAUUGGUUACAUCAUCAUCAUCAAUUCCUGCAUCAUCUUGGUUGGGUGAAUCUGAUAGAACUCAGGGAGCAUAUUCUUCAAGACUGCAUAACCAACAACAAGAUAUUGAUUCAAAAAGACCUAAACUUUCUUAUACAUCUACCUCUAGUAUGAGAAGUAGUGGUUUAAACACGGUUUCAGAUUCCCCCUGGAGGUACAGUGAUGUGCCCAGAUCUUCAUCUAUGGUACUUGGAUCAUUAACAACUGAACUUGUGAGAGAGAGAAGAGAGCUAGAAAGGACAGAGCCAUCUGUUAGUUUUAUGGAUUGUAGUCAAAGGAAUGGUGAUUUCCCUCCAUCAGCAUAUUUGCAGGAAAGACCUGCUUCUUCAUAUGCACAGGGAGCAAGACCAAAGGAAAACUCAUUGAGUUCUUUGAGGCUGAACACAUCCAUGAACCGCCAGUUGCCUUCUGAACAUGAAUCUUCAUUACUCUCUAGAGAUCAUAGCUGGAAUUCAAGAUCUAACUAUGUCCCAAGAGAAGUAGAGACUUCUGAAAGGAAUAUACAGCCAGAGUUUAGCCAUGGUACCACGAGAAGUGGGACCAGAACUUCAAACCAUUCUGAAGAAGUUUUGCCAACCCAAAGGUCAUUAAGUGAACCUUCUGCUGAUACUGAAGGAAGGCGUUCAACAAGGCAGUUACUAUCUCGCUUGGCGUCUAGUAUGUCCUCCACCUUUUUCCCAAGAAGAUCUGGCCAAGACUCUUUGACAUCUUCAAGAUCAUUAGGUUCUAGAGAUAUAAAUGUUCUAAGAACUCAAGUUUCUGCCCAGACUACUUCUUCUAACACACUUACAACAUCUGAAGGUACAGAAGCUCAAACACCUGAUUCUGGUCCUCAGGGAUUUAGCUUCCUUAGAAGACGCUGGGGUUUGGCAGGUGUUUCAUCAAAUCCUAGUGCUGAUUCAGAACCUGGAAAUUAUAGAAAUAAUUCUGAAGGUAGAAAUGCAAGUUCCUGGCUGUCAUCUUCUUUGAGGAACAGAUGUACACCUUUGUUUUCAAGAAGGAGAAGAGAAGGAAGAGAUGAAACAGCAAGAACCUCUACCUCUGAAACAUCUGCUAGGUCACUGCAUCUUUUUAGGAGAAGAGAAUCUGUUGGGGAUGUACCUCUUCAACCACAAAGGGAAUCUCUCAGGCCGAGGCCAUCAAUACCUGCAGUACCCAGUAGUACUAUACCUGUUGCUUCAGGAUCAGAGUCAGUGCCUCCUAGAAGAAAUUCAGGAAUAUCAGGAAUGUUUCCUGGCUCUCUCUUUCGGUUUGCAAUGCCACCAACUUUGGGAAAUAACUUGUCUGACAAUGUUAUGAUAACUGUAGAUAUUAUUCCAUCAAGCUGGAGUCAGUCUAAUGGGCAAGAUAGCGACAAAUCUAAAAUAUCACCUUCAAGAGAUCCAGAAAAGCUUCAGAAAAUUAAAGAGAGUCUUCUUUCAGAAGACUCAGAAGAAGAGGAGGGAGACUUAUGUAGGAUUUGUCAAAUGCCCUCUACAUCUGCCACCAAUCUCUUAAUUGAGCCAUGUAAAUGCGCUGGAAGUCUGCAGUAUGUUCACCAGGAAUGUAUGAAAAAGUGGCUACAAUCCAAGAUUAACUCAGGUUCUUCAUUGGAAGAUGUAACUACCUGUGAAUUAUGCAAAGAGAAACUUCAGCUCAAUCUUGAUAAUUUUGAUAUCCAUGAACUCCAUAGAACACAUGCAAAUGAACAAGCAGACUAUGAAUUUAUCAGUUCUGGGCUUUACCUUGUAGUAUUGUUGCAUUUGUGUGAACAGCGCUUUUCAGAUAUGCUGGGAACUACAAGUGAGGCCAACACACGUAUCCGGUUCAUUAAUCUUGCAAGAACUCUUCAGGCACACAUGGAUGAUAUUGAAACAGCUUCAGAUGAUGAUGAUGAUUCUGAAGAUGGUGAUCUCGAUAGGACCCUUGAUGCUGCAUAGAUGGAGUGGAAGGGCUAAAUGCUCAGCUGACACAAGUAUCACCAGUGCACAUUUAUUUAGUAAACCAUGCUGAAUUCUAUUAGAUUUCUGAAGAACUGCUGAGUCAAACAGAAAAUCUGCUGUUGCACACUGGUAUCCAUAGAUACUGGAUAUUGCUCAUGCAGUCUGCAAGAGUAUCUUUCUUCUUUCAGAGUAUGACAUGUAUGCCUUCUUCUAAAAAAUGUGAUUUUUAUCUGUAAGGAAGAGUUCUUUUUGUAUAAGCUUCUUACAGAAAUCAGUUAUAAAUUCUGGGAAAUGUUUCUCAUGUUUUGCUCUUCUGCCGGCACUAAGUGAAACUGUAAAGUGAGUUUGCAACUUGAAGUCAUGGGGAGGGCAUAAUUCUUUGUUAACUUACCACUUAAAAAAUAUAUAUAUAUUGGGAAGUCUCAUCAUUUUGAUUCCAGUGUUAACACCUAGAUUGAAUGAGGGAGUGAAUGGGUUCUGUGAUUAGUGUUAAGUUUCUCUUAAGUUUUUCUGGAGGAGUGUUUAACUCAAAGCAAUAAACUUGCAAGGGGCUACUAAUAAGUGUUAAUUAAGGCUUUUAUAAGUUGAU